CUCCUCCAAUGAGCUCUGCCUGCUUGUGGGUGUGCCACUCCCGGGGAAGGAAGCCAAGAGCCUAUAGUGGAGCUCCUGGGGAAAACUGAAGCAGCUGUGGCCGUGUAAUUUAAAACCUCGGAAAAGUGUGCUGCAGUCCGUGCACAGCGCUGGGAUAACACCAUGAGGGCGGCAUGUAGCCCAUCCUCCCAGGGACUUGCUCGCCUGCUGCAGGGAAGAGAAGGCUGAAAGACGAACCUGCGUGCAGCCGGACAGGUCCAGACAGAUGAGCUUGUGGCAUCCAUUCCCUAAACUCAGGACCUCCACAGAACCCAGUUGGGUCCCACUGUUCCUGAACUACAUUAGUUAAGAUUGACCAAACGCAGAUUUCAAAGGAAUACCUUCACUGGUCCAUCUGUCACAGCAAGGAGUUGUAGCCAGCUGGAUGACAGGAUGCGCGUGGUCACCAUUGUAAUCCUGCUAUGCCUUUGCAAAGCGGCUGCGCUGCGCAAGGCAGGCCCCAGCGGCGGUGCCAGAAGCCGGGCCACUCCUGGCCGGGCAGGUGGGGGCCGGCGCGCCUCCAGCCUGGUCAGACGCUAUGCGCCAGGCCUCCCCUGUGACGUGUACACGUAUCUCCAUGAGAAAUACUUGGACUGUCAGGAAAGAAAACUAGUCUAUGUGCUACCUGGCUGGCCUCAGGAUCUGCUGCACAUGCUGCUAGCCAGAAACAAGAUCCGGGUAUUGAAGAACAACAUGUUCUCCAAGUUCAGGAAGCUGAGAAGCCUGGAUCUGCAGCAGAAUGAGAUCUCCAAGAUUGAGAGUGAGGCGUUCUUUGGCUUAAACAAACUCACCACCCUCUUACUGCAGCACAACCAGAUCAAGGUCCUGACCGAGGAGGUCUUCAUUUACACGCCGCUCCUGAGCUACCUUCGUCUGUACGACAACCCCUGGCAUUGCACCUGCGAGAUAGAAACGCUCGUUUCGAUGUUGCAAAUUCCCAGGAACCGGAACUUGGGGAACUACGCCAAGUGCGAAAGCCCCCAGGAACUGAAAAAUAAAAAACUGCUGCAGAUAAGAUCCGAACAGUUAUGCAACGAAGAGGAAAAGGAACAGCUGGACCCGAAAUCCCAAGUAGCCGGGAGACCUCUCGUCACCAAGCCCGAGGUGGACUCGACUCUUUGUCACAAUUACGUGUUUCCCAUCCAAACGCUGGACUGCAAAAAGAAAGAGCUAAAGAAAGUUCCAAACAACAUCCCUCCAGACAUUGUUAAACUUGACUUGUCAUACAACAAAAUCAAACAGCUUCGACCCAAGGAAUUUGAAGAUGUGCAUGAGCUAAAGAAAUUAAACCUCAGCAGCAACGGCAUUGAAUUCAUAGAUCCUGCUGCUUUUCUAGGGCUCACACAUUUAGAAGAGUUGGAUUUAUCUAACAACAACCUGCAAAACUUCGACUAUGGAGUAUUAGAAGACUUGUAUUUUUUGAAACUCUUGUGGCUCGGAGACAACCCUUGGAGAUGUGACUACAACAUCCACUACCUCUACUACUGGUUGAAGCACCACUACAACGUCCUGUAUAAUGGCCUGGAGUGCAAAACGCCCGAAGAAUACAAAGGGUGGUUUGUGGGAAAAUACGUCCGGAGUUACUAUGAGGAAUGCCCCAAAGACAAGCUACCGGCCUACCCUGAGACAUUCGAGCAGGACGCGGAAGAUGACGAGUGGGAGAAAAUACACAGGGACCACGUGGCCAAGAAGCAUAGUGUAAGAAUCACUAUAGUGGGAUGACGCAGAAGUAGUUCUGCUUAGAACAGUUGUGUAUUUGCUAUGCUGGUGUUAGAGAGCCAUCCGUUCACAUGUGGAUGAACUGUGUUGCCUGUUUAUGCAGGGCUACCCAGCUACAGGGAGCUUUCUUUCAGUCUGAUGGUCAUGGCUGUUGUUGGGACAGUGGUGGUUAUCAGUGAGUGCUCCCGUUCUGCUUGCCUGUCCCUCUGAAAGGAGCUUCAGGCCAUCCAGGAUUCCGCACUGGCAGCCUGCAGGAGCUGGGUUCUAAUCAUGGCAUUAGGAUCUCAUCAUGUCCUAUAUAAAUGGUUUUGUUGCUUUUUGAAAAUAAAAUUUAUA
Messenger RNA from Lepus europaeus (European hare), 2094 nucleotides. RefSeq names its product leucine rich repeat containing 17 (gene LRRC17). Gene Ontology annotation, molecular function: protein binding. NCBI's taxonomy places the organism in Eukaryota, Metazoa, Chordata, Mammalia, Lagomorpha, Leporidae. The coding region runs from base 433 to 1761 and encodes 442 amino acids. The record is from RefSeq and is a predicted model, not a curated record. The transcript has 4 exons.